GGCGGAAACCUUUUAAUGGCUGCCGGAUGUUUUGGUUGCACAUGAAAGGUUCACUUCCUUUUAUUGACCUUCUACAUCCAUGGCAAAGAUAUGAACAGUUUCCUCUGACGUAAUAAAGAGCCCGCUGCUGUUUUAAAGGUUGAAAAAAUGUCUUAUUUCAGAAGAUGCCUACCACUGGCUCGGCAGAUAACCCUGCUGAACCAAACGGCUGCCCCUGUGUAUUACACGUGUCAGCAGAGGAUUUCCUCAACAUCUUCAAGGUUCUUCACAAAGACAUGCCUAUUUACGCUGUACAGGCCUAUAUUGCAAAGCACAUCAUCAAAUAGCCAGCUUAAAAUACAUACCUCCAGCCAUCAUCUAAAGAGAAGAAAAAUCGAGGAGGAACCUGAGAAGCGUGAGCUUGAUCUACUACGAUAUGACAUGAAAGCACUGAAAGAUGCGCCCAAACCUGCUCUGUACCUGGGUUUGGCAGGGUUAAUCCCCUUUGUUAGUGCACCUCUUCUGAUGACUGUGACUCAGUGCUAUUACCCUGAGGUGGCGUUUGCACAAGUGGCAUAUGGAGCUUCCAUACUUUCUUUCCUUGGAGGUGUUCGUUGGGGAUUUGCUAUUCCAGAGAGCAGCCCAGCCAAACCUGAUUGGAUGAAUCUGACAAAUAGCACAGUUCCAUCUCUCCUGGCCUGGUUAGCUUUACUCUUCAAGGAUAAUAUAAAUGAGGCUGCAGUGUUGGUAGUUAUGGGGUUAGGCAUUGCUCUACACUAUGAUCUUGCUCUGCUCCCUACAUACCCUUCCUGGUUUAAGGCAUUGCGUGCCAUUCUAACUGUAGUUGCUGUAUUCUCUUUAAUAGGAUGUAUUAUCAACUCAAGUGUAUAUCCCCAUAAAUCACUGGUUUCCAAUGAACCUUAAAGCUUAUUUUAAAAACAAAUUAAAGAAGGGCUCAACACUGAGCAGCAUCAGCAGUGCUUUCUCUUGGACACUAUUUGACUGUGUCAGUCAGGGAUUAAAUCUUAAAAAAAUACAUUCAGCUGAAUGCCAAAUGUGAAUAAAAGUAUUCAGUCCUGUUAUAAAAGGUAGCACUGGAAAAACAGGUAUCCGAUUUAUUGGCACAUCUAAGACUGAGGGCCAGUAUUAAAUAUACUUGCAAAAAAGGUUCAGCUACGGUUUGUCUUCAAAUGAUGUUUCAUUAUUACUUAUAAACAGUUUUGUGUG
This is a messenger RNA of Xenopus laevis (African clawed frog), 1206 nucleotides long. RefSeq names its product transmembrane protein 69 L homeolog (gene tmem69.L). The record is from RefSeq and is a predicted model, not a curated record. Lineage: Eukaryota; Metazoa; Chordata; Amphibia; Anura; Pipidae. The transcript has 3 exons. Bases 148 to 903 code for a protein of 251 amino acids.